UGCAAUUAAACACGUGUUUUUGUUCCAAUUGCAGGAACAUUCAUUUCUAAUUUUUUUAGUUUACAUUUUGGAACGCACUCCCGGCCAUAAACGUCAAAACUUUUAGGUUAUACGGGUUAUGUUGCUUAUAUUAUCCAAAUUGUGCGAUAAUUCGACACGAAAAAGCUCUCACGAGAGCAAACAAACCCUCAGAUAGCACCACAUGUCCAAAUUAUGAUCGAUCACCAACUCCAGUCGGAAUUAUGUCCUCCGAAGAGUCGCCGGAAUCCCGGCAAAAAAACGAGUUGGAAGCCCUACAGGCCAUUUACGGCGACGACUUGAGAGACUUGCGGGGGCAAGCUGCAUGGAUGACCUGGACACCGCUAAACUUGUCAAUUUCAUUGAACCCCCAACAAGGCAGUUCCGGCCUCCACGAAGUCUACGUCAAGCUCGACUUGCACGUCACAUGCCCCGAGACGUACCCCAACACCGUCCCCGUGCUCAAACUCGAGAACAGCAAAGGCCUUUCCGACAACUCCCUCAUCGAACUCCAAAAAGCCUUGGAGGAGAAAGCGGGCAAGUUGCGGGGGGAAGAAAUGAUCUUCCAGUUGGCCCAACACGUCCAGGAGUUCCUCCACGUGCAUAACAAACCAUCCUCGAAGAGUUUCUACGACGAAAUGCUCCAGCGUCAGAAAGAAAAAGAAGAAAAAGAUUUACAAGCCAAGUUGAUAGAAGAAGACAGAGAACGACAAUUCGUCCACCAGGAAGUGCAAAAAAGGCAAGAAAUUUUGAAAUUGGAGUCGCGCAUGCGCCGUUACAAUUCCGACGAGAGUGAUCAUAGACGGCGCUCAAUGUCAAACACUUCGAUUGAAAACAGCGAUGAGGGGGUCUGCGACCAUAAAAAGACCGUAAUUGUGGAGUUUUACAACCGUGAGGUUAAAAGAGGACAGUGUUUGAAACAUUGUAGUUACAAUCACGUGGUUUUUAUCGGAAUGGAUGUGAAAACCGGCGAAAUUGUGCUUUUAAGCGAGUGGGUGUUAAAUAAUCGGAGACAUUUGUCGAGUCUUGAACAGGAAUUUAAUUAUUUGACUAAAUUAAAGCAUCCGAAUCUCGCUCAUUAUUUGAAUUUUAAGUGUGAAAGUAGUACAGAUGGCGCUGUUGUUGUUUAUAUUCUGAAAGAGUAUGUCAGUGGUCCCAACUGUGCUUUUUUCAUGAAUGAAAAUCUCAAUGUGAGUAUCCAGUUUAUAAAAUAUGUGGCGAAAGGUGUGCUCACCGCUCUGGACUACUUACAUCGGAAUAACGUCGUGCAUAAAGACAUAAGAGAGAGUUGUGUUUAUAUCAGUGAGAAAGGGAUUGUUGCGUUGGCUAAUUAUAGUUUGCAUCGCCGAUUGACUGAUAUUUCGUCACAACGCAACACUAGUAAUAAUUAUAGCAAAAAGACUGAUAUUUUUAAAUUUGGGGUAUUUUUGAUUUCACUAUUGCAAGGCUCGAGUUAUGAUGAUGAUGUCGAUGUUCCACCCACAGUGCCUUCCGAUCUGUAUGAUUUUUUAUCAAGGUGUUUGGAAAAAGGGGAGAAAGAGCGUUUUACUGCGACCCAAUUACUAAAUCAUUCGUUUCUCCACCAAAACAAUUUAUUGUCGUCUCCGGGUCAUAAAAUCGAUCAAAUUCCCGAUGGGAAUAUUUCACCGGUUUUUACAACAGAUGAGUUUAAUCCCUUGCAGCAUCAAAGUGGGCAGUCUCGAAUUGAGAAAGAGUUUGAAAUUAUCGAUAAUUUGGGCAAAGGGGCUUAUGGAGACGUUAUUAAAGCUAGGAAUAAUCUCGAUGGGAGGUAUUAUGCAAUCAAACGGAUUAAAUUAAAUCCGAGAAAUAGGCAAUUAAAUAAAAAAAUUGUUCGUGAAGUUAAGUUGUUAUCAAGGCUUAAUCAUGAAAAUAUAGUGCGUUAUUAUAAUUCCUGGAUUGAAAGGACGGUGAUAAGGAGUGAUGACAGUAGUGAUAUGGAGAGUACCAUGUCGGGGUUUGGUGAUAAGUGCCCCAGAAUAGUCCGUCCAGAUGAGCUCACCCUCAACGACAACAUCGAAGAGCUAGCGCCCUCUAUAAAAAACGUGGAAGUUUCCGUAACAUACGACAGCAUAUCACAGCCCGCGUACAACUCCUCAACCGAAGAUUCAAUCAGCGAUGACGAAAACAGCCUCGACAUGUUCGACGAAUCCGAUUCGGAUGGAAUCGAAUUCGAGAGAGACUCCAACGCCCCCAGCCCCAAUGACCCGCCCUCCAGCCCCCACGAGCCCCUCCCCGGCCGCCAAAUCGAAUUCAUGUACAUCCAAAUGGAAUUCUGCGAGAAGAGCACUCUACGAAACGCCAUCGAUAACGGCGUUUACCUCGACGAGGAUCGCGUGUGGCGCCUCUUUCGGGAAAUCGUUGAAGGUUUAGCCCACAUCCACCAACAAGGCAUGAUCCAUCGUGACCUCAAACCUGUCAAUAUUUUCCUCGAUUCGGCCGAUCACGUGAAAAUCGGCGACUUCGGAUUGGCUACGAAGUUUAACGAUCACGAUUUUAACCGAACGUGUCCGGAAAAGUACGAUUUGGACGAAAGCAAGACUGGCCUAGUGGGCACAGCACUCUACGUCGCACCGGAAUUAAACGUCGCAACUAAAGCCAACUACAAUCAAAAAGUCGAUAUUUACAGUUUGGGGAUUAUUUUUUUCGAAAUGUGCUACAAACCGUUACCGACAAACAUGGAAAGGAUCAAGAUUUUGACAAAUUUGCGCAAGAAAGAGAUUGUUUUACCCGAGGAUUUUGCAUCGGGGAAUCCCAAACAGAAAUUUCUAGUCACGUGGUUACUGAAUCAUGACGUUGCGAAACGGCCAACUUCGCUCGAGUUGCUACAAUCGGAGCAUGUCCCUCCACCGGUGUUGGAGGAGUGCGAAUUGAGGGAGUUGGUCAGACACACUUUGAGUAAUCCUCAAUUGAAAGGUUACAAGUAUUUAAUUGCGUCCUGUUUCGAUCAAACCCUAACACCGGCCCAAAAUAUCACCUAUGAUAAGGACUCAAGCGCCCCCACUUUAAACAAACCCCAAGUGUACGAUUUCGUCAAGGAAACCAUAAUUAAGAUUUUUAAGCAACAUGGUGCCCAAAACCUCACAACGCCCCUUUUAAUGCCCAAAAGUCACUACUACGAAGGUGUGGAGUCUUGCGUGAAGCUCAUGACGCAUUUUGGGGGUAUUGUGUCGCUCCCCCACGACUUGAGGGUCCCCUUUGCCCGCUACAUCGCCUGGAAUCGAAUCACCCUCCUCCGGCGCUACUCCGUCGAGAGGGUUUAUCGCGAAAAACGAGUUUUCGGGUUUUUACCCCGCGAACUGUACGAAUGUGCCUUCGAUAUAGUCACCCCAACACCGGGGAAUCACACUUCAGACGCCGAAGUCUUGUAUGUAAUUCACGAAAUCAUCACCGAACUUCCAGGGGUGAAAAACAAACAUUUUACGAUUCGACUCAAUCAUUGGUUGUUAAUGAAAGCGAUUUUGUUGCAUUGUGGUGUGAAAAGUCGACACGAGGAAAUUUUACAGAAGUUUUGCGAUUUUAAAGAUGGUAAAGUACCCAAAAGUGAUCUACAAGACUACUUGAUCCGAUUUGGUCUCUCAGAUAAUGCGAUUUCGACUCUAAUUAAUUUUUUUAGUUCAGAGUGUGAAGUUAGCAAAGCCGCAAACCAUUUUCAGUCAAUCACUAGAAAAAAGAACAGUGAAGCGGGGCCUUUAGCCAAACAGGCCUUACAAGAAUUGAAAACUAUCGCACACAAUGCUGAAGCGUUCGGAGUUACUUUUGAGAUGGUGGUAGCACCGGGUGCCAUGUACAACAUCCAACAGUACUCUGGUAUGAUUUGUCAAUUUGUGUGCGAAUUAAAGAAAAAGCACAGACAUGGAAAUAAGGAGGUUUUGGCCGCAGGGGGGCGCUACGACGCUAUGAUCACCUCCUAUCGAAGAAUCAUGGAAAAUGCGAAUAUUUUAUCUAGGGAUAUUCGUCAAUCAGCAGUUGGUAUCUCCCUCUCUUUAGAUAAGUUGGUACAAGCCGUCGACGAUUUACCAUCACUCGAGGUGUUAGACGUUGCGGUUUGCUCAGUCGGUACCAAACAACUUCUCAAGGAGAAGACACAGAUUUUGCGAAAUUUAUGGUCGGUUGGAGUCCGCUGUGCUAUGAUUGAGGCUACAAACAUCGAAGAGAUCCAGGAGCAGUGUGGGGAGUUGAGGGUGCCCCACGUGGUCAUGCUCAAAGACAGUGAACAAGGGACGGUGCGCGUGCGCAGUUGGGAACGCGACCGGUUUCAGGAAAAGACAGUCAAAGUGCCCGAAUUGGUCGAAACUAUGCUACGAAUCAUCAAGUGUUGGAAGGAGGGGGCGCAGGAGGUGGUUCCAGUCACGGGAACUGUCUUCAGAUCUGAUAGUAAAAGUGGUUAUGAGAAAAAUGAGCAUGAGGCCAACGUUGCUGUUUUGUUUGUUACCGUUGAUAAACUCUCAGCGAAUGCGAGACGACGCUACGACAUACAAAUUCGAUCACAAUUGGACGUUUUAGUGAAAAAAUUGAGCGGUUAUGUGACAGUUUUAGGGCUCAGUGUCGAAUCAAAUGUCAUUCGGACUGUAGCUUCGUAUUUGGAGUGGGAAACCGAUCAACAAUUCCACAAAUCGGUUCAAGUCAUUAUCGAAAAACACCAACGCCACAAAAAAUACUUAUCCGACGUCUGUGAUGAAAUCUACGAACAGAAAAGUAAAAAGACGAAACCGGCAGUGAUACUAUUUAGCCUCCUCGACUCAUUUUACAGGUUGUUAAUCUAAAUUGAUUACAUAGACUAUGUAAUAUAUUUUGUAAGAUUACAAUCAUAGUUACAAUUCACACGAAAUUAAAAUGAACAUAAUUGGUACCGAUGAUCGGCGUAAA
Tribolium madens (black flour beetle) is the source of this 4905-nucleotide messenger RNA. RefSeq names its product eIF-2-alpha kinase GCN2 (gene Gcn2). Lineage: Eukaryota; Metazoa; Arthropoda; Insecta; Coleoptera; Tenebrionidae. The record is from RefSeq and is a predicted model, not a curated record. Bases 243 to 4802 code for a protein of 1519 amino acids. Gene Ontology annotation, biological process: regulation of translational initiation by eIF2 alpha phosphorylation; DNA damage checkpoint signaling. Gene Ontology annotation, molecular function: eukaryotic translation initiation factor 2alpha kinase activity; protein binding; ATP binding. The transcript is spliced from 17 exons.